AUGAACUUUCUUGGUUUCGCUUUCCCCUUGGCGUUGCUUGUAGCAGUUCAGCUAACCACUUUAACAUGGGCUGCAACGAAUGUGACAAAAACUUCAGGAAAAGGUAAAAAAGUGACCCCGUUAUGUCGAAUCUCUUUAGCAUACGCAUACUGUAUUCAUUGGAUUAAGCGUCGCUCCUGCAUAAGCCAUCUGAAACUGUAACUCAAACGCGAGCGGGCGUGCAAAGUUUGUCUAAGGCACCCUUGAAACUUAUUUUACGGCGGAAAUUUUUUUCUCAGUUUUAAACGCUGCAGUUCUUCAAUAGACACACCUUUAAGAGCGGUAGUUACUUUUAAAUUUUUGCAAACAUAGAGCAAGCCUGUUCAAGCCUGUUCAACCCUGCGUGGGUUGUUUAUUCGAUUCCGAUAGUAGAUCUAAACGUAAACCUUCACAUAUUGAUGUUUGAUCGACAAAUUUUGAACUAUGUACUUCUAGAAAAAAAUACACUUUGAGAUACACUAUCUAUUACCUGCUGAAAACAAUUUACAGUGGAACAAAAGAAAUUGUGAUGGACUUUAAUUUUUAUGUCACGGAAGUUUUUUCCUAGAGAAGUUUAGCAAGCAAAUCUUUGCAUCUUUAGUACAAGAAGAAAACUGAGAUAUUUAGUAAACACUCGAUAGGCUUUGUUUCGUUUUUGUAGGAUACUUUUGUUUCGAGUUUUCGUCUUUUUUCUUUUUUUAACUUUGUGAGGAUGGCAGAUGACCUAGCGAAAGUUAGAUAAACGUUUGCUAAACUGCGGCAGGUUACGCUAGUCUUCAAAGAAGUUUACGCUGCAAGCCAGUCCUCCAAAAUUCAAAGAAAAAGAGAGCCUCCUUCCUCAAACUCUACGGUCAGUUUUCAAUUUUGGUCAUCAUGGCUGAUGAAAUGUGUUUCAAAGAUUUUUUCAAAUUUCUCAUAACCGUAACAAUACAUCAUUAAUUCUAAUUAAUUAAUUAGGGAGCAACCAACAUUUAUCACAUGGGGGGAGGGAGCAAGGAAGGGUGGAAGAAGGAUUUCUGGGGGCCAAAAGCUUCACAUUUCAGAUGGAAACAUAGUACUUAGUGGCCUAUUUGUCAGCUGAAAAUAUUCGGUUGCUAAUGUUUUCCCGGGAGGAAGCUAAAAACAUUUGUAAAAAUAUUUCCCUUAAGGUAUUUAUUAACUAACAAGUUGAGUCGGGCAAAAAAUUUCCAAAGGUCACCAGAAAUAGAGUCCAAAUCAACUGGUUAUUCAAGCAGACUGAGUGUAUUAAGAUACUUUAAAUGCUCUACUCUAUUUCCUGUAGGUAUUCACAUCUUUUGUUUCAAGCAGUCCUUUUGGCUUUGAAGAUAUAUUUUUGCUAUUCGAUGACAACAUUAGAUGUCAAAAACAAAUGGAGACAGAGUCAACCAUGAGAUUCAUUAAGAUGUCAUGAAUUCCUCUGUGGUAACUGAGGCGAAAUAGGUUAUGUAAUGUAUUCUAUCACAAAAAUCUAAAAAGCCGAGAAGAACAUAACAUAGUGAAGAGAUCACAACAGCAGUCGAGAUAAGCCUGGACAGUUGUACGCCUUUGUGACGAUACGGUGAAGAUGAACUUUCCUUGUUUCGCUUUCCCCUUGGCGUUGCUUGUAGCAGUUCAGCUCAACACUUUUACAUGGGCUACAACGACUAUGACAAAAACCUCAGGAAAAGGUAAAAAGGUGUUCCCUUUAUUUCCAAUCCCUUUCGCACACGCAAACCGUAUUCAUUGGAUUAAGCGUUGCUCCCGAAUAGGCGCUCUGGGACUGUAACUCAAACACUGGCUGGCGCUAGUUUGCCUGAGGCACCCUUGGAACUUAUUUUACGCGGAAAUUUUUUUCUGGGUUUCAAACGCUACAGUUCUUCAGUAGAAACAUAUUAAAGAGCGAUAGUUACUUUUAAAUUUUUACCAACAUAGAGCAAGCCUAUUCAAGCGGUGGGUUCUGUGUGGGUUGUUAAUUCGAUUCCGAUAAUAGAUCUAGACGUAAACCUCCACAUAUUGAUGUUUGAUCGACAUAUUUUGAACUAUGCAUAGACAAAAUUAAACUCUGAGAAACAGUUUCCUUUUUGCCAGGGGAUAAAUGACAAAUUACCGGUUCAUUGAUUCGUAUACGAAAACUCAAUUGUUGUAGAGCUCAUAGAGCUAACAUGAAAAUUACAAAUUAUCCUCUACUGCAUUUCUUUCAAGAAUGUUUCACGGAAAGACAGAUAUUCUUACUCGAGGUCUAAUUUGUUCAGCAAAACAAUUUUAAAAAACUGUUUUUCCGAAAAAAAUUAAAAUGAAAAUUACAAAUGAUCCUAAACUGCAUUUCUAUGAAGAACCUUCUACAGAAAGACAUGCAGAUAUUAUUACUCGAGGUCUAAUUUUGUUCAGCAAAACGAUUGAAAAAAACGGAUUUAUCAAAGAUUUAAAUAUUAACUUUUAUCAUUGCCCUUGAAUGAGAAUUGAAUGGGGGAGUAACAUACGGACCCCUGAGGAGGUAGUCGUCGUCUUCGUCCGAAUGAAGAAGCUCUAUGAAGGAUAGACAUAUAGCAUAAUUUUGAGAAACGUGUGAUAAUGUGAAUAAAAAGACAACCUUUUCUUGUGUCAAAGAUUAUGAUGAGCAAGGAAAACACCUGGGUGAGCAACCACUACGUAGCACGGAAAUAGAGUGCGAUCUUGACUCGUUCUCGUUGCGUAAUAGUAAACCAACCUAUCCAGAGCUCGAGAAGCUAGGUGUCACCCGUCCCCUCUGCCAAGGCGAGUAUUACGCCACUCUCUACAAUAAUGAUUUGGGAAUUGCAAGUUACUCACUCUACAAGAUUACCGCCGCACAAGCCACGACACCCAAGAAACCAAGACCUAAAGGCUACCCAUGGCGACGGAAUCUGACGCCAGGUAAGGUAAUUAGUGUUGUCGUUAUAAUUUACUUGUGUGAUGAAGAAAUUGAGGAAAAAAAUUGAUUCGUUUCCCAUUCCACUACUACAACGUCCGUUCAUUCGUGUUGUUUUGGUCUUUCACGCACUGUUUAUGCGAUCGAUAAGAUGCUGAUAGAUAGACAGAUAGAUAGGUGGGUAGAUAGAUAGAUAGGUGGGUAGAUAGAUAGAUAGAUAGAUAGAUAGAUAGAUAGAUAUUACGUAGAUAUGAUAUAUAUUUACAUUAUGCAUCAUUAUUCUAUCAGGCCAUUUUACCACAUUAAGGCAACGGCAAACGCAAAACAUGCGACGGUAUUACGCUGCAGGUACAAUGGAGCAAAAGUACGGAUGGAAAGAGAAAAAAACUUGUGGGAAAAGUCAUGCAUGAUGGUUUAACCAUGUUAUGCAAAUCAUUUCCUUGACUUAACUGAGAUCUCUCACUUAAAACAUUUCGUAACUGUGAUCGGGAGGGUAACAACUAUAUUUACCGAGCGGAUAAAUCGAGAACAAAAUUUCUUGGCUUGUGAGUGACAUUAGUGUACUUUAAAAUUCUUUCACGUUCAGGGAUUCAUCAAGGAAGCAAUGCAUUGUAUCAGAGACAACCUACUCCGCGUAAAUACGAUAGAGGCCACCUCGUUCCUGUUAAUAUCUUACGUUACAGCGAUGAAAGUGCUCGUGCCACUUUCACCUACACCAACUGCGUGCCGCAAAUUAAAGGUUUCAACAGAGGUGUGUGGAAAAAGUACGAACAGAAAAUAGACAAAUACGCCCGGACAGUUUGUUCUCCGAACGGCGGAACCCUUUACCUAAUCACUGGCACAUCAUCGGUUCAAUUUGAUGAGGAACUUGAUAAUCAAGGUGAAAAAAAAAUUACCGCGUUGGUGAAACCUCAGCAGUUGUUCCAUGACAACGUGGAUGCAAAGAAGAAGGUCGCAAUUCCAAACUCAAUUUGGACGGUGGGCUGUUGUUUGAACUUGAAUACCAAUCAAGUCGUGGGAGCGUUUGGUGUAAUUGGUGAUAAUUCUUUAGGCAAAAAGUCCUUAAAUAAAUUUAUAAUGCCCAGAGCAAAGGUCGGAGAUGUUGAAGGGAUCCUUAAAUUAGAGUAUCCAAAAAUUGAGUUGUUUCCAAACGGCAAGGAUUGCUAUGAGAGAAAAAAAAACGUUCAAUUGAAGUAUGUGUAA
This is a messenger RNA of Pocillopora meandrina, 4087 nucleotides long. NCBI's taxonomy places the organism in Eukaryota, Metazoa, Cnidaria, Anthozoa, Scleractinia, Pocilloporidae. The record is from the annotation of a GenBank genome assembly.